Brassica oleracea var. oleracea is the source of this 767-nucleotide messenger RNA. RefSeq names its product outer envelope pore protein 16-4, chloroplastic. Lineage: Eukaryota; Viridiplantae; Streptophyta; Magnoliopsida; Brassicales; Brassicaceae. The transcript is spliced from 7 exons. Gene Ontology annotation, cellular component: TIM22 mitochondrial import inner membrane insertion complex. Gene Ontology annotation, biological process: protein insertion into mitochondrial inner membrane. Gene Ontology annotation, molecular function: transmembrane protein transporter activity. Bases 41 to 448 code for a protein of 135 amino acids. The record is from RefSeq and is a predicted model, not a curated record.
AUUCGUAUCGGUGAGGAGAAAUAGAGAGAGAGAGAGAGAGAUGGAGGACGAGUUGCUUGCGGGCGUGCCGUGCUCUUCUCGCGCCGUCGAGUCAGUGAUCCGCGUUUCCACGGCGGGUGGAUUAUAUGGCUUUUGCGCCGGACCUCGUAACGCUCGCAAACUGGGUUUAAGCGGCGUUUCUCAGGCUUCCUAUGUGGCAAAAUCCAUUGGCAAAAUCGGGUUUCAAUGCGGUAUAGUGAGUGGUAUCUUUACUCUGACUAACUGUGGCCUUCAGAGAUAUCGAGGCAAGAGUGAUUGGGUGAAUGCUUUGGUCGGAGGAGCUGUGGCUGGAGCAGCUGUUGCUCUUCGGACUAGAAACUGCUCUCACGUUGUUACCACCGCCGGACUCGUCUCUAUUUUUAGUGUUUUGGCUAAUUCCACCAGGACUGAUCUGAAACAACAACACUAAGGUCUCGGAUAAGUCCAUUCAUCAAGACACUUGUGUCCUGGAACUGGAACCUGACAGAUGAUCAUACCCAACUCUCUGAUUCACAGACAAAUUUAGUUGCCUGAACCAAGUGGAUGGUCGGUCUUCUGUAGACCACAAUUUUUUGGUCUUACCACCCUCUGUUAUAAUCUUUGCUAAGAAAAGAAAGUGAAACUCAAAGAGACUCUGUCCGAACCAAAAACAUUAUUUGAAUCACUGGGUGAUUGAAACUUGUGGGAAAAUGUAUAAUGUUUUUUUUUUUGCAAAGUUAAAGUAUUCAAAUCAAAUAUCCAAACACUGA